AUGCCUCUCAGCUAUAUCAAAUCCGAUUCCGCGCCCGUUCCCAUCGUUACUCGGCCAUUUCACGUCGAAUUCAACAACGACCUUCAACGCUACGCCAACGAAGGACGAACUGCUUUUGUAAGAUUUUUGGCGUAGCAAAAAUUUUUGCAAUUUGGUGACAUUUUAUACGAAAAAUUUUGAAUUUCUUCAGAGAUAUUUUUUUAGAUUUGCGCCGAGACUGGAGCGAAAACGUCGUAUACAGAGUUCCUUCAUGCGGCUGACUGUGUGAACGCCUACCUAAAGUCGAUUAAAUUUGGCUACAAAGACGUCGCCGCGAUAAUUACGCCAAAUUGUUGGGAGUUUCCCGCGAUUUUCCUCGGUGUCACCUCAAGAGGAGGGGUUUUUAGUGGAGCGAGCCCACUUUUUACCGAGAGUAAGUUGUCAAAAUGCUAUUCAAACAUCGGAUAAAUUUUCAAAGUCCCGUUUUAUAUCUUAAAUUUCGUAUUUUAGCCGAACUUUCCCAACAAUUCCAAGACAAUGGCUGUAAAGUCGUCUUUUGUGCCAAAGAUUCCCUGCAAACGGUGCUGAGAACUCGGAAAUUGUGUCCAAAGUUAAAGGUAAAAUACGUUACGGAUAUUUCUGAUACUAUUAUUAUUUCGUAAUUUUGAAAAAAAAAAUCAAUUUUUGACCUUAUUUUAGCACAUUGUUGUGAUUGAUAACGCACUCAGCAAUCCAGCUGAAAAUAUCACCUCUUUCCCCGAGAUUUUACGCCUCAGUCCCGCUGAUCGAGAAGUUAUUAGCAGCUUGAAUGCAGCAAAGGACUUGAUUAUGCUACCGUAUUCCAGUGGGACCACCGGAAAACCAAAAGGAGUGAUGUUGACUCAUCAGAAUUGGGGGACCGUUAUGCGAAUAAAUAAUAAGUAAGUGUAGUUAAAGUUUUUAGAAGUCAUUAGGACCAAUCAAAAAAUGAAUUCCGGCGAUUUUGACGACUUCCAACAGAAUGCCAAAAUUUUAAAAAAAUGGCGGGAAUUUAAAAAUUUGAAUGGUUUAUGCAAAAUUGAAAGCUUUUUAUAAAAUCGACCUCAGGAUGGUGAAAAACCCUUCAGAUCAAUUUAAAUCGCCUUUGAUUCAUUUAAAAAUUUUAAAACUUGAAUUUCCCGCCAUUUCAGGAAAUCUUGGCAUUAUGUUUCAAGGCCAAAUUUAGCAUCGGAACGACGAAAUUACCUACUAGUUCGUCGAUUUUUAAUGCAAAAAAAAAAAUAAACCAGAAAAUUUUCACCUUGAAAAAAUUAAAAUUAAAAAUUUCUUAUCAUCAGGCCUAGUAUAAUAUGGAUAAGAUGUGGAAAUUAUUAUUUCAACCAAUUUUUUAGGCAUGCCAAUGAGAAGGUUUUCUCCAACUUUUCUCCCAAAUGGGAUUGGCGUCAUGAAAACAUUCUCUUUGUUCUCCCCUAUUACCACGUUUAUGGCUUUGGAAUGCUGUGGAUGUCCCUACUGAACGGCGGAACAGCCGUUGUAAUGCGGAAAUUUGUCCCCGAAUUACUGCUAAAGACGAUCCAAAACUACAGAAUACGAUUUGCCCCCUUAGUUCCGCCAAUUAUGGUGUUCAUCUGCGGCUCGAAAUUGGUUAAGAAAUACGAUCUGACUUCGCUGGAAUUCAUAUUGAGCGCUGCCGCGCCCGCGGGCAAAGAGUUGGUCCAGGAGCUAAAGAAGGCCCUACCGUCGCUGAAGCAGGUUGGACAAGGUGAGAAAUAACAAAAAUAUAGUGUGUAGGGGUUGUGGAAGCUAUUGGAGGCGUUUUUACAAAAUUGAUUGUUUUCGUGGUGGGACCCAACUAUGGGCCAUUUUUUGAUUUUGUGGCCAAGAUUUUGCUGAUAGCAUAAUUUAUCGACUGUUUCCAUGUACUUAACGGUGAAUAACAAAUUUUUUUGGUCAGAAUUGAUUGUUUUCGUUGCGAGACCCAGAAUUUGAAAAUAUCGUCUCAAAUUUUCCCCAAAAAUCAAAAAAAUUUGGUUUAAUAGGCAACAUCUCAAAGCCCUAAAUAAUCUAAUUUUUCCAACAUUCCAGCCUACGGACUCUCCGAAACCUCACUAGUCGCGCACUGUUCCAUCUUCGGAGAAGAUGUCCCCGGAUCAUCCGGAAAAUUAGUCCCAAACUUUGAGCAAAAGAUCAUCGAUCGAGAUUCGGAGAAGAUUGUGCCCUUGGGCGAAGUUGGCGAGAUCUGUGUUCGCUCGCCUACAAUUACCAUUGGGUAUUUGAAUCGUCCCGUGGAGACGGCCGAGACCAUCGACACUGAGGGUUGGCUGCAUACUGGCGAUCUGGGAUAUCUGGACAAGAAUGGGUAUACGUUUAUUGUGGACCGAGCCAAGGAUUUGAUCAAGGUCAAGGGGCUUCAAGUGGCUCCGGCGGAGCUGGAGGACAUUCUUUUGUCUCAUGAUAAAAUUAAAGUAAGCAGGGGAUUUUCAGACAUGGAAAGAAGGGGAGGGGGGAGGCUUGGCCGGGCCAUGGAGACUUCGAAAAGGGUCGAUCUAACUGUGAUCCUCACCAGGGCUAGACAUGGCUCACGGGUAGAGACUUAGAUCCCAUUUUGCGGGCCAUAGCAAGUCGGCCCUGGAUGAUCAGCUUCAAACUUUCUUCAACCCUGCCCGAUGGAAGUCCGGCCUGUCCCCGUUAGGCUAGCUUAUGUAUCUCAGUAAAAAAUUCCCGGUUAGGCUAGCUUAUGUAUCUAAGUCCGGCCUGUCCCGGUUAGGCUAGCUUAUGUAUCCCUUACAAAAGAUAGUAUUAGCUAGCUGGGCACAGCCAACCAUUUAUUUUGCAGGACUCUUUGUCUAAUGAGUUCUGGUCCUAGCCCUGUAGACAUGCCUGGUCAGGAGCUGGAGAGCCGUAAAAACAAACCCUGCCGUUCGUUUUAGCUAUGUCCCCCUUUUGUAUUACAGUCGAUAAAAUUUUAUUCUUACACUAUGCAAACUUCAGGACGCAGCUGUGGUUGGAAUUCCCCAUGCCAGAUUCGGCGAAGCCCCUAAAGCAUUCGUUGUAAAAACAGACUCCAUGCUCACGGCACAAGAAGUCGACGAGUUUGUGUCAGGUAUGUGAGAGGAGUAACUAUACGCUUUUAUCAUCUUAGUAUUGUACUUGCAUAUAAUCCACAAAAAUUUCAGCGAAAUGCGCGCCAUACAAACGACUGGUCGGUGGGAUUGAAUUUGUGAAAGAGAUCCCAAAAAGUGCCACCGGAAAGAUCCUACGACGACAAUUGAGAGACAGCCGAGCCAAACUGUAG
Bursaphelenchus xylophilus (pine wood nematode) is the source of this 3253-nucleotide messenger RNA. Lineage: Eukaryota; Metazoa; Nematoda; Chromadorea; Rhabditida; Aphelenchoididae. The record is from the annotation of a GenBank genome assembly.